Molecule: messenger RNA, 651 nt
Organism: Dibothriocephalus latus
Lineage: Eukaryota; Metazoa; Platyhelminthes; Cestoda; Diphyllobothriidea; Diphyllobothriidae
Source: the annotation of a GenBank genome assembly
AUGUCGAUGGACAAUUUGGAGCGUGCCGUGUCUGCUUUCCGUCACGCUCUGCGCCUUGAUGAACGCAACUACAAGGCACGCUUCGGCCUGAGCAAUGUCUACUUCAAACAGGAGUUCUUUGAUCUUGCUGAUGCUCACCUUGUGCGCGCGCUUACCAUCUUCCCCCAGUCCUGCCUCCUGCUCACUCAUCUUGGUGCGGUUCGUGCCCGCGUGGGGCGCCUCAAUGACUCCCCAGGCAGUUCCCUCGAUUGCUUGAACAAGGCCGUCAGCAUCGAUCCAAACAACACCCUUGCCCGCUACCACCGCGCAUGUGCCCUCACCUCGCUCGGCCGUUACCAGGAGGCCAUAAGCGAGUUUGAGCGGCUUGUCCUUCUAUGCCCAAGGGAAGCCAUGAUCUAUUUCAGGCUGGGUCAAGCCUAUCAAAAGAUCGGCAACAUCCCUCAGGCAAUGAUCUACUUCUCCUGCUCCAUGGAGCUUGAUCCCAAAGGUGUGAACACUGACCUUCACGACUUCAUGGCCAGUGUGCCGCCUAGUUCGCAGGCCUCAAUGCCAUCUCUAGACUCCUCUGACACUCGGGUCGCCACCCAGGAGACCAUCCAGGCGAGGCGCCGCAGGGCGCGACCCGUGCGGUAUAGUCGAAGGGGUCUGCCA